AUAGCAACGGCAACUGCGCCGCCGGAUUUGCUGUAAACCAAGCAACAACAUCCCGCCGAAAUCUGGCGGUUCAUCGCCCUCACCAUGGUUGCGCCAGCUGUCCCCGAGAUCACCGAAGAGAUACUGCAUGAAGCGGUUGACACUCGUACCGAGUCUCUGAGCUCUCUCAGGGAGCUUGGCCCCCCAGAUCUCGUUCACCUUGUCAAGCAACCCCUGAAGAACCCCGGAAAGCACUAUGGUGUCUAUCACCAUGUCACCGGCGUCGACGCGUCUUCCUCGGCCAGUUUGGCGGCUUAUAUCAACACCCUGACCUACAAGGAGUUUGGUAAUUCCGCCGCUGCCAAAACCGUCGAAGGCACUUAUUGCUGUUACAAUGCCUUCUCCCGCGUCGACAUGCGCGUACACGCCCCUUUCCCCGGCUCCGUAGAGAGUUACUGCGUCGACGAGCGGGGCGAAAAACGAAAGGCGACCGACGAACUUUGGCUGGAAACAUACCUCUGCAGUGUUCUCCGCGCAUACUCGUAUGCCGACGAUGGAAGCGGCGAGACAAUCAGAAAGAUCAUGGGUGUCCGGCGCUUCAACCCAGUUACCGGCACCGAGACCGAACACAAGUUCCUCAGCGCUGCCGAGCAGCUCUUCUUUAGGGGCUGGCAACUUGGGUCCGACUCCGUGGUGCAGGUGCCCAACAAUGUCUCUAACCACUUGACAGCCGGCCUCCUAAAAUAUUUCUCAACAACAGGGCGCCAUACUUCCGGUAUCAAUCUCUUUGAGAAGCUUCGGUCGCAAAACGUUGAAGUGGCUUCGCUCUUGGCAAAAGUGCUCUUCAUGGGAAACGAGGAAGUGCAAGGAGUCCGUGUCUUGUACGAGGCCCUCAAGGAAUCACCCAUGGAUUACGUGAUGCUUGAUGCCCAGGCCGAAUUCCUUCUCAACAAGGCCGAAACUGCCCCAACUCCAGAGCUAAGGGAGGAAAGGCUACGCAUGGCUCUCGGCUGUGCAGACCGAAGCACAAUAGCCGCUCCCAGUGAGUUCGGCACUUGGGCAAGACUGGCUCAAGUCUACGUUGCCAUGGAGGAUUGGGAAAACGCCUUGACCAUCCUUAACUCGUGUCCCAUGUUCACAUAUCAGGACAAGGACGCGCCUGUCAUGCCGGAACCAAAAGACGUAAACCUACCGACCCUCCCAGAGACAAGGUUGGACGAAAUCGAUAGCGAGCCAGAUUCGAGGUUCUCUGAGCAGGUAGACCCAAGCCUGCUUGGUCUUCGCGCCGCUGCGUAUCGGGGAACAUUCAAGCAGGCAUACAGCAUUCUCACCGAGAUGACUGCCAAGAUUGGCUGGGAUCAACUCCUCAAGAUCAGAAGCAACGUGUUUGUUAUGGAAGACGAGUAUCGAAACGAGAAGCAGGAGCCUUCUUACCCUGCCAAGCGGAAUGCUAGCACCGAUGCCCUCCGUGGAACCCCGGAUCAUACUACCAACGGCGAAGCCGCCCCCAAGGAGGGUGCCGAAACUGAGGAGGUUGAUGACGAGAAAAAGAAUGCUACUUUGGCUGCUGAGCAAACGGAAGACCUGGAGAGACCUCCCAGCGCUAUCGACCCAGAGGUAGUCCGCAAGGCCGAAGAAAACGGUGAUAACGAGGAUCACUUCUCUCGUCUCAAUAACAAGCGUCUAUGUGAACGGUGGUUGGACAGCUUGUUUAUGGUUCUUUACGAAGACCUGCGCGUAUAUACCAUCUGGCGCACCCAGAUGGCUCAGUACAGGGCGCAGAGUAUGCAGUACAAGAAGUCGGCGGAAGAGUGGGAGAUUCUCGGCAGUCUCGCUGAACGUCUACAGCAUACGGACGAAGCGGUUGAGGCAUACCGGGCGUGCUUGGGUCAGCGCUUCAGCCCCAAGGCUCUCACAGGUAUUCUCAAGGUGUUCGAGAAGCAAAAGAGCACACGCGAGACUGUCGCCGCUCUUAUCAGGUUGGUGACUUGGCAAUAUCGGUGGUACAGCGAAUUCUCUCCCGAACUACUUCAUACCAUCCGGACACUCAUCGAGGACGAGGGUGCUGUGAAGGUCAGGAGUAUCAUCCAGGCGACCAACCUGCCACAGAACGUGCUGGACUUGACGCAUCAUUAUGCAGCGUUGUGUGCUACUUUCCGCAGCAGCGGGACCGACGGCUAGGUUGCUGGGGUCUGUUGCCGGUGUGCUGCUGAUGAAGUGAUGGCUGAGGGACGACCAUACCCUCUACAUGGUAUGGACGUCUACAUGGUAUGG
Messenger RNA from Neurospora tetraspora, 2253 nucleotides. Its product is annotated as Chs5p-Arf1p-binding proteins-domain-containing protein. The record is from RefSeq and is a predicted model, not a curated record. Bases 85 to 2160 code for a protein of 691 amino acids. The transcript has 6 exons. Gene Ontology annotation, biological process: Golgi to plasma membrane transport. Gene Ontology annotation, cellular component: exomer complex. NCBI's taxonomy places the organism in Eukaryota, Fungi, Ascomycota, Sordariomycetes, Sordariales, Sordariaceae. Gene Ontology annotation, molecular function: protein binding.